Messenger RNA from Pyricularia pennisetigena, 621 nucleotides. RefSeq lists its product as uncharacterized. NCBI's taxonomy places the organism in Eukaryota, Fungi, Ascomycota, Sordariomycetes, Magnaporthales, Pyriculariaceae. The transcript has 3 exons. The record is from RefSeq and is a predicted model, not a curated record. Bases 1 to 621 code for a protein of 206 amino acids.
AUGUUUUUCAACGUCCUGGCCAGGCUAUACAUUCGCUCCAAAAGAUCCCAGGAAACUCGAGUUUUUUUGUUUAUCUGCGUCUGUGACUGGCUUCUCGUCACGAGCGCCGCACUAAUGAUCACGCAGACGGUAUUGGUUUGUCAGGAGUGGAACCAUCGAGCUGCGGGUUCAAGUCCUGAGCUCAUCCUACGACUAUCUUCGGAGACCGUUGGCAAGCUCUAUCUCGCGUACGGAAUAUCAAAUGCCCUGACAGAAGCAUUGAUUAUCACUGGCCUGGGCUUUACGGUGCGCUCCGCUCUUUCACACAACAACAUUGGAGCGCUGUUGGGGUCCAGAGGGUUCUGCUUGAUAUUUGCAAUCGGCAGUCUUUCGACGCAGGCAUCAGACUACCACCUCGGUAGGCUCCUCCAGCAGAUAUCCGACAAUAUUUCGAUCGUCACUAUCUGCCUCCCGAUGAUCGUCAAGUUUAUUGGGGAGAACGGACAGAAUAACAACAUCCAGGACCCGCGGGCUAGUAGUACGGGUCAUCUUCGCAAUUUUCAAUUCUUGUCGACAUUGAGCAGUAAUCGCCAAAACCAAGAUGUUGAACUGAGUCCCGUCGAAGAUAUCAUGAAAGUCUGA